AUGGCAGAGGGCUUGGCCCAAGCUUCAGGCGAUGAGAAGGGGACAAACUUAUGGAGCCUCCUUCCAUCGUUUGAUCCGAGCUUGGACAACGCCAAGGAGUAUGCGGACAAGGUUCGAUUCCUAUGGGGAAUCUGUCCAACGAAGGACAAGACGAUGCUGGCGCCACGCCUUGCACUUUUGUGCAAAGGCACGGCCUGGAGCCAGGUGAAAAGUUUAGCAUCGGAGAAGCUGACCGACCCUGACAAUGGGUACAAGAUGCUGCUCAAGGCACUAGAAACCUGGGAGGAGUCAGCUGAGUUGCAAACUUACGGGGCCUUUGAAAGGGCUUUUUACAAGACCGUCCAGAAGCCAGAUGAGACGGCAGUCUCCUUUGUGAACAGGAUCAACGUGGCCUUUCAGGAGGUUGGAUCUGAGACGACGGUGCAAACGGUGAAAGCAUUCGUCAUUCUCAGGCAGAGUGGACUCAAUGCAGAGGACAAGAAGCGCAUCAUCUCAAUGGCAGGCAACUACGACCCGUCCAAGAUCGAGGCAGCGAUGCGAGCCCUGUCAACAAAAGUACUUGGUCAAAGUGAUGGUGCCAGAAAGAAGAUCUACCCAGUCAACUACAUGGAGGAUGAUGCGGAUGAGAUCAACUAUGCAGGUGAAGAGGAGAUGGACGAGGACUCAAUUCUGAUGGCCCUCCUGGAAGAGGGUGAUGAAAGCGCUCUUGUCAUCCAGGAGUUCGAGGACAGCAUAGUGCAGGUGUGCCAGGACUCGCCUGAGCUCUCGAUGGCCUUUUCGGCUUACCAAGAAGCCAGGGCCAAAAUCAGAGACAAAGUCCGUGGACGUGGAUUCUGGCCCAUUCGAAGCUUUCCCAAAGGAAAGGGGAAAACCAAAAAGGGCAAGAACUUCUUCAAGAAGCGACAGAGCCUCUCCGAGAGGAUUGCUUCCUCCAACUGCAGGAUCUGCGGAGUUCGAGGUCAUUGGAAAGAAGAAUGUCCUCAAAAGGAUCGACAAGGUGGUGCGGAAGCCAACAUGCUUACGACGGUGGAGGAGCAGCUGAUUGGUGAGAUCUUAGAGGACCUCCCGCUGGACAACAUGACCACUUGGGAGGUGAUGGCGGGCUAUGCCAACAAUCUGGACGUGAAUCUGGAUGUUCCAUUGACGGGACCAGUCGAUCCAGGUUUGAACUUCAGCCAGCCGCCAAUCAUCAGGAGCUCCCGUCCAGAAGGGAUCUCAACACUUCGGGAGUGGGGCGACAUGAAGUUCCCGGAAGGCAAGUGGAAGAAUGCCACCUUUGCCGACGUCUUUCGCCAGGACCAGAAGUACGUGCACUUCAUGGCCAACCACACCAAGCUGGUGUCCCCAUGGGCACUGAGCUUCAAGAGCUAUGUCAGUGCCCGGCUGAAAGCUCAGAUCGAGCACGAAGAGCUGAAGAAGAAGAUGGUGGUGGAAAUGGAGAAGAAGGUGCGCGAGGUGCUGAUGACCGGCUCGUGGGGAACGUCCCUUCCAAGCAAUGUGGAUUGGGAGGUGAUCUCACAGACGGUGCAGUCUGGCGGAGCCAGUCCACCGAUCCAUCGAGCCAAGAGGUCCAUGGAGGACGAGAUCGAUGGCAACCAGAUGAAGCCAGAAUAUGCCCCGGAGAACAAGAUCGACAAGAUCACCCGAAUGGCUCUUCUUCAGCGAGAGCUGGAUCGUCUGAGGGAGGAAGCCGAGAAACCAUCCUGGGGUCUGGAUCUCUUGGAAAUCUACUGUGAACCAGACUCACAAUUGACCGAACAAGCUCGAAGACUUGGUUUAAGAGCCGAGAGAUUCACAAUCCACGAUGGUGACCUAUCAACGACUGCGGGUCGAGAAGCUUUGUGGAAGAAGAUCAUGGAGAAGUGUCCCCGUGAAAUUUGGAUGGCACCAGAAUGCAAGUACUGGGGCAAUUUCAGCAGGAGAAAUAUGGGUCGCAGCAUCAGCACAGGAUCUGAAGCAAUUGACCAACCAGAGUUGCGGGAUGUCAAGGCUUUCAUACCGCUCAGACUCACGGUUAUCAAAGACCGUGCUUCCGGCAAGGCAGAAGUGUUAGGCCAGGGAGUGGCAUCUGAUGUCUUUAGAGCUGGACUCGAACUUCGAGCAUCAGCCCGUCGGGCAUUCAUUGAUGCAGACAACUCUUCAAGUCUGCGCAGAGCGCUGUUGCGUCGGACUCUCCAAACGCAGAGAUCGGUGGCCAUGGAAGAAAACUCUCCAGGUGACAAAGUCUUCCUCGAAUCCUUGGAGAGAAUCCGACAAAAAUUCAGCUUUGGCAGUUUCGAAAAGGGGUGCUUCACCUUUACGGGGAUCAGGUACAAACAAUGGGACGAUAAGAGCAUUGAAUAUGAUCAGAUCGACUAUAUCGAGAAGAUAGCCCCCAUUGAAAUUCCCAAGGGUAGAAGGAACCAGCCUCUGAGUAGACUUACUGAACAUGAGACAACCCAGUUAAGAAGUCUGGUAGGCGCCCUUCAAUAUGCUGCUGUACAUACAAGACCGGAUUUGUGUGCAAAAGUUGGAGAGAUCCAGUCUUGUGUUCCUCGGGCCACUGUGGGUGACAUGGUCAGUGCAAACAAAGUUUUGUAUGAAGCCAAGAGCAACAAGGUCUCGCUGAUGACCGUUCCAAUUGCACCGGACCAGCUCACAUACUGUGCCUUUUCAGAUGCCUCGUUUCUUUCAGGGAAGGAAAAGUUUGCCCACCAGGGAGGCCUGAUUUUUGCAACGACUCCUGAGCUUUUGGAAAAUAAGAAAUCUGUGAUGGCCCCGGUGGCGUGGAUCAGCAAAAAGAUCCAUCGGGUCACUCGGAGCACCCUUGGUGCAGAAGCAAUUGCACUCAGUGGUACAGUAGAUAGGAGGGCUGCAUUGGUCACGGAUUGCAAGAGCGCGUACGAUCUCCUUACCCGUACAGCCAUUCCCCAAUGCGAAGAACAUCGAACCACCAUAGAAUGCCUCUUAAUUCGAGAACGGCUUAAAGCCAACUGUGCCAUUCGAUGGGUGACGUCCCAUGCUCAAUUGGCCGAUUGCUUGACAAAAAGUAUGGACUCAUCAGUGUUGCGGGAAUGCCUCAAAAGUGGUAGAUAUUCGUUGUUUGAUGAGAACAGGGUUCUUCAGGAGCGUUCCGACAAAAAGCAAAGAGCCAAGUGGGCGAAAGAGGCCACCUCAGUGCCGGUAGGACAUGCCCAGGACCAAUUUCAUAUCAUGCUGCUGCAUGUCCAUCAAGGGGUGGGCAGUGGCGUGGACUUGUGA
This is a messenger RNA of Cladocopium goreaui, 3240 nucleotides long. The record is from the annotation of a GenBank genome assembly. NCBI's taxonomy places the organism in Eukaryota, Dinophyceae, Suessiales, Symbiodiniaceae.